AUCCUGCACCCUCCAAUCAUCUUCCUACCUUAUCUUCCACGCUUAGAUGGUUUCACUGUUCAAAUCUCAAAACCUUAGCUUUACCAUUGCGAUUAUGUCGCAGCAACCAUAUGGCGAUUCAAGUAGCCUCAUCAUCAUCCUUCAGCUUCACCAGAACCAAGUACAGAUAUGAAUAUGACAUUUUUCUGAGUUUCAGAGGCGAAGAUACUCGCCACUCCUUCACUGAAAUUCUCUAUGAUGCUUUGCGACGUAAGGGAAUCAACGCCUUCAUUGACGACAAGAAGCUUGGCAAAGGGGAAGAGAUCUCUCCAACGCUUCUCAAAGCCAUAGAGAGAUCCAGAAUUUCCAUUAUUGUCUUCUCUACCAACUAUGCUACUUCCACCUGGUGCCUCGAGGAACUCGCCCACAUCGUUUGGUGUAGGAAGCAGAAGAACCAGGCGGUGAUGCCCAUCUUUUACAAGGUGGAUCCAUUGGAUGUUCAGUAUCAGAGAAAUAGCUUUGAGGAAGCCAUGGCUGCUCUUGAAGAUAGGUUCAGAGAUGACUUAGAGAAAGUGCGAAAAUGGAGGUCUGCUUUGUCUGAAGCUGCUAGCUUGUCAUCAGCAUGGCUUUUCGAAGAUGGGUACGAGUUGGGAUUUAUUGAAAAGAUAGUCGAAGAUGCGUAUGCUAUGCUGCCACCAAAGCGCUUCCAUAACACUGAUCAUUUGGUUGGACUUGAACCUCGUAUUGAGGAGUUGAUGUCACUUCUGAAUAAGUCUAAUGAUCGUGUUUGUAUGUUGGGGAUUCAUGGAACUGGUGGGGUUGGCAAAACAACCAUUGCGAAAGCUAUCUAUAAUUCAAUCUUUUACCAUUUUGAAGGUUCGUGUUUUUUGUUUGAUGUCAAAGAAGCAUCAAACAAAUAUCAGGGCAUUGUUCGCCUUCAGGAGACACUUUUAUCAGAGAUUGUUGAAGAGAAGAGGAUGAAGUUUGGUAGUAUUGAUGAAGGAAUCUCAAACAUAAAGCACAGACUCUCUCAGAAAAAGGUUUUGUUGGUUCUUGAUGAUGUUGAUGAGGUUGAACAAUUAGAACAACUCGCUGGAGGUUGCGAUUGGUUUGGAUCUGGAAGCAAGAUCAUUAUAACUACAAGAAAUAAGCAGUUGCUAAUUGCAUGUAAUGUUAGAGAAACAUAUGAAAUGAAGAAGCUAGACUGGCUUUACUCUCUUGAACUUUUUUGUUGGCAUGCCUUUGGUACGAGCCAACCUAGGAAAGGCUAUAAAGACAUGUCCAUUCAUGUUAUAAGGUAUGCGAGUGGCCUUCCUUUGGCUUUAAAAUUAAUAGGCUCCAAUUUGACAAAUAAAAGCAUUAAGGAAUGGAGAUCUAUAUUGAAGCAAUAUGAUGAGAUCCCAGAAGGAGCAAUUCAUCAUGUAUUGAAGAUAAGCUAUGAUUUUUUGCAAGACGGUGCUAAGCGUGUCUUUUUAGAUAUUGCUUGUUUCUUUAAAGAGAAGAAAUUGGAAUUUGUUGAAGCAAUACUAGAAGCUUGUCAUUGUGGAGCAAGGUUUUAUAUUGAAGUUCUUGUUGAUAAAUCUCUGAUAACUAUUCGUCGUAAUGGUUACUUGGACAUGCAUGGUCUAAUACAACAUAUGGGUAGAGAGAUUGUUAGGAAAGAAGCACCAUAUGAUCCUGGUAAACGUAGCAGAUUAUGGUAUAACAAAGAUGUUCUCAAAGUAUUGUGUGAAAAUUUAGGAAGCAGUAAUAUUGAAGGAAUAAUUCUCGAUCCACCUCAACAAGAAGAAGUGGAGUGGAGUGGUUUAGCAUUUGAGAAGAUGAAUAAUCUUAAAAUUCUCAUUGUUCGCAAUACCAAAUUUUUAACAAGUCCAAAAUAUCUUCCAAAUAGUUUAGUGUUACUUGAUUGGCAGGAAUAUCCUUCAAUGACAUUGCCACAGGAUUUUUCUCCUCCAAAGUUAAUCUGCUUCAAGAUAUAUGGAAGCCCUUUCAGAUUGGUGGAACCAUUCAAGAAGUUUGAAUAUGUGACAUACAUGGAUUUCUCAAGGUGUAAAUUCAUAACUGAAGUACCUGACAUGUCUCGGUUUCAAAAUUUAAAAACAUUAAGCUUUAGUGAAUGUCACAAUCUGAUCAAAGUUCAUGAUUCAGUGGGAUCUCUAUGUAAGCUUGUUGAAUUAGAUGUUAGCGAAUGCAUCAAACUUGCAAGUUUUCCACAUGAAAUCAAGAUGCCAUCUCUUGAAGUUCUUAAUAUCAAUGAUUGCAAGAGUCUUGACUACUUCCCACACAUCGUGGGAAACAUGGAUUCCCUCAUGUAUAUUUAUGCAGAUGGCAGUGCUAUUAAUGAGAUGCCAUCUUCCAUUGGAAGUCUUCCAAGGCUUGACAGUCUAUAUUUAAGAUCCUGCAAAAGUCUUGAGGAGCUUCCAGACAGCUUAUUGACAUUGCAUAAUCUUAGAGUGAUUCUGUUAGGAGGUCUAAAACCUCAUGGGAGAAAAUCUUUGAAGAAAGUAUUGCAAGAGAGCCAGCUAACAAUUAUGAGCUUCUCGAAGUUAGCUCGCCUAGAUCUCCACGAUUGUGGUCUUUUGGAUGAAGAUCUUGACCUAACUCUGAAAUGUUUCAAGAAUGUGAGAGACUUGAAUCUAUCAUGGAAUGAUUUUGUGUCACUUCCUGGGUGUAUUAAGGAGUGUGUUCAUUUGUGGAGACUAAUAGUGGGUAACUGCAAGAGACUUAGAGAUAUACCAGAGCUGCCAUCAAGUUUAGGGGACAUAAUGGCAAAUAAUUGCACAUCAUUAACCUUGGAGUCUUCAGGCCGUUUAUGGUCUCAGGCAAAAAAGAGCUUUGGUGUGGGAAUCGUUAUGCCAGAAACAACAUUUCCUGAUUGGUUAGACCAUUGCUGUAAAGGAGCAAAAUUGUCUUUUCGUGUUCGUGGAAAUUUCCCUCGUGUCGUCGUCGCAUACGAGACGGGGAAAGCAAACACAAGGAUGGAAUUUUACUCGUUGGAAGUUUUUAUGAGCAUCAAUGGUCGCAAUAAAAUGUCAUGGGUACAAAGUGAUCGUGAUGCAAGGGAAAGGGGUCGUAUCUUGUUGUCUUUUGGUGGUCAAGGUCAUGUGUUUUUGUAUGAUCUGCUUAGUGAUUUCAGGGAAGAAGAGUUGGAAGGGCUCAAUAAGUUUCUGGAUUUGGAUUGGAAUGACGUGGACAUACAAGUUACAUGUCAACCACCUGAUCUAUCCAUAGUGAACUGUGGUAUUUAUGUCGAUAAGCAACAAACUAACAUGGAGAAUAUCCAGUUCAAGUCUCCUCUGCUUUCCAUGGAUACUUCAAAAACUUCACUGAAACGAAAAGCUAUAGCUUCUCAUCCUAAGGAACCACCCAAGAAGAACUUGAGAAGGUUCAAAGAAAGGACAAGGAAAACUAAACGACGCCAAAAUUUUCGUUCGCAGCACAAGAGAAAGAUGUUUUUUCCUAUGGCUAAGCAUCUUUGGAGAGCUUUGUACUCUUAGGUAUCAAAUAUUACCAUUCGUAGCCCAUUGUUAGCCAAAAAGGAUUGUUGAUCUGCACGAGUGUUAAUCCCAAGCUGCAUAGAGAUGAUUAUAUGGAUAUUGUUUAAAGUUGAGAAAUUCAUUUCUAGCUUUCACAAAUUUUAUCAUCGAUAAAGAAUUGAGCUCCAAACUUGCUCUUAAGAUUA
Molecule: messenger RNA, 3661 nt
Organism: Prosopis cineraria
Lineage: Eukaryota; Viridiplantae; Streptophyta; Magnoliopsida; Fabales; Fabaceae
Product: TMV resistance protein N-like
Exons: 6
Coding region: 111-3476 (1121 amino acids)
Biological process (GO): signal transduction; defense response
Molecular function (GO): ADP binding
Source: RefSeq, a predicted model, not a curated record